AUGGAUCCACCCACGAACCAAAGAGAUGAGGAUGUUGACUCGCUGUGGUUCAAGUUCGGCCGAGAUAAGGUGCCUCCAUCGCCUCAAGCGGCUAUCCCCAUUGCCAAACGGACGGAGCUGUACUACCCGAUGAAGAGUGCCACUCGAGGACGAUGUUUGGUGCUCAACUUCAAGGACUUCACCAUUGAUCAGCCAGUGCGUCAUGGCAGUGAGUACGACGUCAACGCCUUGGAGAAAACAUUCAAAGCGUUAGGAUUUGAAUUUGAAGUAAAGCACAACUUGACCAGAAAGAACACCAUUGAUUACUUGCAAAAUGCUUCCACGUUUGACCAUGAAAAGUACGAUUGCUUUGUGCUGUGCAUUCUCUCACAUGGCGACAAUGGCAUAAUUUACUGCAAUGAUGGCUUUAUCAAAAUUGAUGAAAUCGUCAACUUGUUCACCUCCAAUCGAUGUCCUACAUUGACAGGAAAGCCAAAAGUUUUCUUCAUCCAAGCUUGCCAAGGUAAAAAAAUUCCUAUUAUAUCAAUUUUUCAGCAUACUUUUAUCUGCUCUAUCUUAGGUGAAUCAUUUGAUUCAGGAACUUUGGUCCAUGACUCUGUGGAAACAAAAUCAGAUUCAAAUUCAUUUCUCAUUCCUACUUACUCUGAUUUGUUAAUUUUUUACAGUACUUAUCCAGGGUUUUUCGCAUGGCGAAAUGCCUUCUACGGCUCUUGGUUUGUGCAAGACCUCUGUGCCACCUUGAAGGAGCAUGCAGAAGAGCAUGACCUAGUCACAAUGUGCACUCUUACCAGUCAGAAGAUAGCAUUUGGUAGGCAGUCAAAUGUUCCAAAUGAUAAAGAGAAACACAUGAAGAAGCAAAUGCCAUAUCUCGUUUCUACGCUGACACGCCUAAUACGUUUCAACCAAAGUGUAAAGAUGGACGAACCAGAUGCAGAUGAAACGGUUUCUAGGGCUAUGAAAUUGAAAAGUUAG
Molecule: messenger RNA, 972 nt
Organism: Rhagoletis zephyria (snowberry fruit fly)
Lineage: Eukaryota; Metazoa; Arthropoda; Insecta; Diptera; Tephritidae
Source: RefSeq, a predicted model, not a curated record